This is a messenger RNA of Cladophialophora immunda, 3320 nucleotides long. RefSeq lists its product as uncharacterized. Gene Ontology annotation, cellular component: plasma membrane. Lineage: Eukaryota; Fungi; Ascomycota; Eurotiomycetes; Chaetothyriales; Herpotrichiellaceae. Gene Ontology annotation, molecular function: magnesium ion transmembrane transporter activity. Bases 170 to 2809 code for a protein of 879 amino acids. The transcript is spliced from 2 exons. The record is from RefSeq and is a predicted model, not a curated record. Gene Ontology annotation, biological process: intracellular magnesium ion homeostasis; magnesium ion transmembrane transport.
CAAAACCAUCAUUUGUACAUGAGAUCCAAAGUCCACUCCUUUACCACCUGUCUUUCUUACUUGUUUUAUUUAUCAGCUUGUUUUGGCCGGAUUGGAAUCUUCGUUCUGUCUGCAAGCCACUCCCAGACCUCCCUUGCUAGCCUCGCCUGCGAUACCUCUUCAUCGUUGAAUGCAUCCUCUCCCACCCCCCAAUCGAGGCCAGUCCUCUAAAGCUACGCAGUCCCGCGACGAGAGCCAAUCGAGUAUGAGCGCCUCUAGAACCGGUCAACCAUCCUCGUCUCAAGCACCAGGCGAAGCCCGACUCUCCACUGUCUCCACAGCCCAUGUAGAUGGCAAAAAGAAAAGAAAACACCGCGGAGGCAAAAAGAGGAGGAACAGGCGUCAGUCCUUUGCUGCCCCUUCAGAGACCUCUGCAAUGCAAAGUGGGAGGGAUAUACCAACGGACGAUCCGUUGAUCGAAGAGGCUCAAGAGGCUCCCGGUGCACGUCCGCCCUUCUACCAAGCUAACAGAGGCAACAUCAGUGAUGACAGUCUCGACAGUGAGGCGCUCCUAGACCACCGAGACCAACCUACGUUACGUCCUCGGCGGGACAGUCGCAUAACUCCCUUUUUUGCUACGUCGUAUCGGAACUCGCUUUUCCCAAAACUUGAUUCGGGCUCGCAAAAGAGACAGAGAACUCAGCCCGAUGCUUCGAGUUCCAACGCAUCGGACAACGAGGACGCCGAUGACCGCACUCCCUUGGUUUCUGCUGGGCCAAAGCCCAAGACUCCCGUCGAGGCUGGCUAUGGACUUUUUAGGGUCAGGUCUCAUACGUCUACGCUGUCGUCGGCUUCGAAGCAACCGCAAAGAAAGAGGACAAUCGGGACUCCUGGACACUCGUUUCCGAAGUCGGAUCAAAGCUACGAUGUUAACAAUCCACCCUCUGUUCCCCCUAGUCCUAAUCUUGAACCUCACUUUGGUGAUGUCAUGGUCGAUGACGGCAACUUCCUCACGCGUUCACCAGAUAGUCGAAGGAAUCUCAAUGUUGCCAACAAAGAUGCGUUGAUCAUGAUCGAUGCCCAUGGAGACAAUGAACCGAACUCGGCACCACCGAGCCCCAGACUCCGGCCUGGUGGACUUCAACGACAUCGAUCAUUGACGGUGCCAGCUGAGGAAGACGUGUGUUUUCCUACCGAUGAGGUAUCAGAGGUUGGGGACGAGUAUUAUAGCAGAACGCAGCCACAGGAACAGUAUAUCAGUGGCCAACGGCGAAAACGCCGGGAACGAGAGUGGCCAAACCUGUGGGUUCUCGACGAGUGGAGUCGAGAAGAGAAAGAGGCCAGGGAGGCAGGGGAACGGCGGGCAAAGAAGGUCAGCGAACCUGUUUUCGUCGAGGGCAGACUCCGGCCUCAAAAGAACGCCUGGCACCACGUCGAGGAGGACAAGCAAUAUAGAUACACCUAUUUCAACGAAGAAUUUGAAAGCACGAUUCACGCCGAGACGAUAUCGGAAUUGGUACAGCCAGGUGGGACUUUUCGCGAGCUUUUCAUCCCAGAUCCGCCCGAGUUGAUUGAGUCGAGUUCCGAGGAAGACGAUUUGUUGGAGAUCAGUCAGAUCACGGAAACCCCCAGUGCACUGCAAAGUCCCAAAAGCACAACGGCCGUUGAGACCCAGUCGGGAAUGCCCAGCAUUGCGGAGACGACCCAGUUAAAAACUGUGGCCAGUGGAAAGAGUUCCGAUAAGAGCAAGAACUCGGGCACGGCGACACCACAGAAGAAACCUGCUUCUGCUCGGCCUUCCAAGCCGAAGAAGUAUGGUCCGAGACCGACUUUCUGGCUCGAUGUGUUAUGUCCAACAGAUCAGGAAAUGCGGGUUCUGGCGAAAACAUUCGGCAUCCACGCUCUGACAUCGGAAGAUAUCAUGAUGCAAGAAGCCCGUGAGAAGGUGGAACUGUUUCGCAACUACUAUUUCAUCAAUUAUCGAACCUUUGAGCAGGACACCAAUAGUGAGGACUACCUGGAACCCAUUAAUAUGUUUGUCUGCGUUUUCCGAUAUGGUAUUGUCACUUUUCACUUCUCCCAGAUCCCUCACCCAGCAAAUGUCCGAAGACGCAUUCGUCAACUCUCGGAUUAUCUCAUUCUCAGCGCGGAUUGGAUCUCGUACGCCAUCAUUGACGACAUCACCGAUGUGUACGGGCCGCUCAUUACUCACAUCGAAGAAGAGGUCGAUACGAUUGACGACUUGAUACUGCGAGCGUUUCAACACACUGAUGCUCUCGCCGGGGAGCAUGGCCAGAAAAAAUUCGACGAAAAGAAGUCAGAUGCAGGUGAAAUGGGGAUCAGCGGAAUCGACAUGCUCAUCCGUAUAGGCGAAUGUCGCAAAAAGGUCAUGUCACUGUACCGACUACUAGGCAACAAAGCCGAUGUCAUCAAAGGGUUUGCAAAACGAUGUAACGAGCAGUGGGAAGUUGCGCCCAAAUCCGAAAUUGGUUUGUACCUGGGCGAUAUUCAGGACCACAUUUUGACCAUGACGGGAAACUUGUCGCAUUACGAGAUGGUGCUGUCCAGGGCGCAUGGAAAUUACUUGGCCCAGGUCAGCAUCCAUAUGAACGAGAGGCAGGAGAAGACUGCCGACGUAUUGGGCAAGUUGACCGUCCUCGGAACCAUCGUCCUACCCAUGAACAUCGUGACCGGCAUGUUUGGCGGCAAUUUCAAAGUCCCCGGUCAAGACGUGGAUAACCUGAACUGGUUUUGGGCCACCACGGCCGGUCUACUCAUAUUUGGAGUUAUGUGUUUCUGGUGGUGCAAGAAGGUGUAUAAGAUAGUGUGAUACCGCGAGUGACCUGUGUGGAAGAGAUUCGGAACAAACGAAACAGGAGCCUUGUCUGAGAUUGGAUACAGAACGGACUCGGUUUGGUCACCUUGGACACGAAGUAAAGAACCAAGCAGCAAAAGCACGAGUGUAUCAUUCAACACUUCUGGGGAAGUUUUCCACAUAUGGCAAUGUCAAGAGAACCAAAGUUUUGGUCGGAUGGAUGUCGUAUUGUGCAUAUACAUGCGGCCACAAAACGAUGGCCGAUAAUGCUUGUACUAGUACUGAAUACUCCGAAUAUAGAAAGGAGAAGGAGAACGAUGCAGGACAGUCUCCAAGUUCAGGAGGCUACCGGCGCCUUGCAAACCAAGGACCAAAGGCCCACAGCGAGGGCCCAAAUGGUCCAGCACGAGUUUCAUGGCGUUGUGGUGAGGAGAUAGUAAAAGGGGCGUGGGCAGUCAUGAAAUAGCGAGAAAGGAAUUCACGGCUUCCCAGAGGCGCACACCAAUAUUUUGGGUCUGUCGUUGCA